GACAUGACCCGUGAGAAGCAAAGAGUAGUUUUUAUAUCCCAGACAAUCUCACGGCUUUGGCUACAAAAAUCACGGACGUUAAAAUAAGGCGUGAAACUAAAAACACCUUGUAUGUAAAAAUGGACUUCUCACGGCUCAUCUUUAAAUAUCACGGGCGUGAGAUUAACCCGUGAUAUGGGCACAACUGAAACUCAAAAACACGCCUCACAUCUGAAAAUCUCACGGCCGGGAGAUGAACCGUUAGAUUUUUUUUAAAAAAGGGGGAAUUCCAGGGGGUUUCACGGGUUGGGUUCGACAGUAUCACGGCCGUGAGAUGAGCCGUGUUUGUGUAAUUGAAAUGCUGGACUUCUCACGGCUCAUCUGUUAAUCUCACGGGCGUGAGAUCAACCCGUGAGAUGGUCACAGCUGAAACCCAAAAAACACGCCUCACAACUUAAAACUCACGGCCGGGAGAUGUGCCGUUAGAAUGUUUUUUCAAAAAAUGUAAGUUCCAGGAGGUUUCACGGGUUAUAUCACGCCCGGGACAAAAACCGUGAGAUGGAACCCUCAAAUUGGAAACACCCUAUUUACUUCCUCUUUUCUACUUGAACCCGACCCCCAACCGUGAAGAAAGCAGCUAAAAGGUUGUCCAAAAAGAAUAAACAUCAUUUAGCAAGUAAAGCAGGUGCAGAGCUAAACUUCUAUUCUUCUUCCAAAAUCACAUCAACACCUUCCGUAAGUCUAGACUUGGCUAAGUAGUUACCAAGAAGAACGACUUCAAUGGGACAAUAUUGAAAAUCCAUCUUUAUUUCUUCCCAAGUCUUUAGAUGAACUAAAAAUCCAAAAUAUCUUGCAAAUAAAACAAAAGCCACUGAACAUUUGUAACCUUCUACCCGCCAUUUCCUAGGUUGGGGACAAGAUGCAGCAGAACAGUAGUAUUGAUAAAGCAUCAUGGAACUUUAACAUUUCAUUUUCCUCAAUUCGUUAACCAACAUACGAUCACCACCUUCAUUAGAAGCAGCAUAAUCAGUAGCUCUGAAAACAUAACAAAUACACGAGCUUCUAACAAUUUGGAGCAGUAUGAAGUAGGCAAGAAAAAGAUGCUGUUAUGCGUUACAAUGAGGUCUACUGAUUGUAUCAAAUGUUCCACCACGAUACCAACGCUUGCUAAAGAUUCUAGAAUUGAUCAGUCAUAUAAAAUGAGAUCGAGGCACGGAAUGUACAAUAAAGACUAAAACUGGGAGUAACUCCCAAGCUGCCGUAUAUUCUAAGGCCAACAACCAUGCUCUAAAUAUCCUAACUAAGUUUGACCUUAAUGUCUCAUCAUUCAUGGAAGCUCUUUUACCCACUGCACUAAACUUCUUUUCUACAUUAUAUACACAAUUCUAACUCCACAGACAGUCCCUUCGGAUACAUCCGAUAACUCCACAAACAGAAAACUCAUACUAUGAAGUGAACAGUUAAGAUAAGCACCAAUUUCUGUUGGUUAAUCGCAUGCUUGGAGCCACUAACCAUAGCAAAGAGACUUAAAUCAAUCAAACAAAUCAUGGUCUUCAAACUUAACUACAUUCAUCAAUUGGCUAAAUAGAGAAAAAUUCCCAACUUUCUCAGUGAACACGGCCUUUCUAUCUACCAUAUCAUAUCAUAUCAAUCCUCCCACGAAGAAGAUGGAAGAACUACAACAACAACAUCCAUCCAAAGCUUCCUCACCAAAGGAAGCAUCAUCAACAACCACAACCGCAACCACAACAACAACAACCACAACUGCUGUGAAUUCUUCAGACUCGAAUUCUUCUACCCUAACAACAGAAGAACCCAAUGCUCCUCCUCAACAGAAGAAGAUUGAGGAACAACAACAACAACAACAACAACAACAACAACAAGAGCCUGCUAAGGAUGUUGCUGAAACGGAGACAAAUCAAGCACAACCUCAACAGCAAAAACAAGGUGAAGAGAAGGUAAAUGCUGCAAAUUCUCCUUCAAAACAAGUGAAGGAACAACAGGAACCGCCAUUGCAGCUAAUUAUCAAGCUAAACACAAAGAAGAUAGUACUAACCGAAAAAAGUUGCGGUGGAGGAGGGGUUUUGUGCAGAGUCUUCGUUAGCUAUCGAUGGGAAGAGGGGUUUUGUGCAGAGUCUUCGUUAGCUAUCGAUGGGAAUUCACUAGUCAAUUGUUCUGGUUCGUGGCAUUUCCUAUCCAGCACUAAGUUAGUAGGAGGGGGAAAAUUGGAAGCACAGAGAUUCAAUUGAACUGCUGUCAAAAACUAGAACGAAGUAAACGAUACAUGGAAUAGAAUUCAAGAGUAAAA
Molecule: messenger RNA, 2287 nt
Organism: Linum trigynum
Lineage: Eukaryota; Viridiplantae; Streptophyta; Magnoliopsida; Malpighiales; Linaceae
Source: the annotation of a GenBank genome assembly